AUGGCCAUAAAGAGACACAAUGCCAAACCAAAAGGCACAACAGAACGGUCAGCCGCCACGUCAGAUCAAGUAGCAGAUCACGAAAACCUCAACCCAAAUUCAACGCUGUCCUGGCCACAAUCGAAUCAAACUUCCAGCUACGUCGGAAAGAACAACGAGCGACGUAAUGCGGAUGCGGCCCGUAUCUUGCAAGUGGUCGAGGCCUACUGUGCCAGUGCAUGGACUCAGCUGAGUUGUCGAUCAUUGGAUCCGUCCAAGGGAGCGAACCCUCGUGUCUGUUCCGGUGUCCUUUCACCCGCGGAGAGUAAAACAUUGCUCCAGCAAUUCAUGGCCCCCUCACUGAUCAGUAGUCAGACCCGCUCUGGCUCGAAACAUCCCACUGACUCGGCAUCGUCAGAAAUACCACUGUCCUCGAAAGUAGCACCGGGCAAAUCGUCCGGACUUUCAGCCUCGGCUAUCGUUCGAAGUGUGGCCAAACGGUCUGGUUCGACAAAACAGAAAUCGGAAUCGGUCGUCGUACCGUCCGACGGCGCUCGUCCAAAUACAGCUCAGCUGGCAACAACAACCGGCCCGACCCCCGUGUGCCAUCCGGUUGCCAGUUCAGACGUUGCUGGUUCAUCUUCCGUAGUUCAAAGCUUUUCUCCACCACCCGUUAUCCUUCCGACGCGAGGAGGACGACGGCUGUGA
This is a messenger RNA of Echinostoma caproni, 687 nucleotides long. The record is from the annotation of a GenBank genome assembly. NCBI's taxonomy places the organism in Eukaryota, Metazoa, Platyhelminthes, Trematoda, Plagiorchiida, Echinostomatidae.